CUGGAAUUUGGGAAUCCCCUCGAGUUUUGGGGUGGGUUUUGGUCGCCCCGGGUUUCGGGGUGCGUUUCGGGUUCCUGCCGGGUUUCGGGGUGGGAUUUGGGGUGCCCUGACCCCCGUGCCCCCCCCCAAUUCCCAGAUUACCACGGCGGCCGCUCCCGCAGGAAGAGCGUUCCCGGGGGGAAGCAGUUCAGCAUCAACAUGGACGCGCCGCCCGCGCCCCCCUUCCGGCCCUCGGUGAGCGCCCGGCGCCGCGGCGACCCCAGACCCCCGUCAUCCGUCGCCAUGGUUACUGUGAUCCUCCCAUUGUUGCCGUGGUCGCCGUUGUCACCCAACAGCCGUUGCCAUGGUUACUGUGAACCUCGCAUCCUUGCCGUGUUCGCCGUUGUCACCCAACAGCCGUUGCCAUGGUUACCGUUGUCACCCAUCACCUGCUGCCAUGGUUACAAUGGUCCCAGCAUGCCUGCUGCCGUGGUUACCGUUGUCACCCAUCACCUGUUUCCAUGGUUACCAUUGUCCUCCAUUUCCAUGGUUACCGUGGUCCCCCAUCACCUGUUGCCAUGGUUACCAUUGUCAUCCAUUUCCAUGGUUACCGUUGUCACCCAUCACCUGUUGCCAUGGUUACCAUUGUCCUCCAUUUCCAUGGUUACUGUGGUCCGUCAUCGGGGAUGGCCACCUGGCAUUGAUCCAGCCGGGCUAGGGCCAGCCCAGCUGCGGUCCCGAGCUGCUCCACGGGCAUUGCCGCUCCGCCGCUGUCCUGACCACGAGAUGUCCAUGGGCGCUGACCCCCGGCCCCCCGCCCCGCAGGACAACAGCCGUCGCGUGGACAACGUGCUGAAGCUGUGGGUGAUCGAGGCGCGCGACCUGCCGCCCAAGAAGCGCUACUACUGCGAGCUGUGCCUGGACGACAUGCUGUACGCCCGCACCACCAGCAAGGCCCGCACCGACAACGUCUUCUGGGGCGAGCACUUCGAGUUCAACAACCUGCCGGCGGUGCGCACCAUCCGCCUGCACCUCUACAAGGACACCGACAAGAAGAGGAAGAAGGACAAGAGCAACUACGUGGGCAUGGUGAGCAUCCCCAUCGCCAGCGUCACCGGGCGUCACUUCGCCGAGCAGUGGUACCCCCUGAGCCAACCCAGCGGCAGCAAGAGCAAGGCCGGCUGUCCGGCGCUGCGGGUCAAGAGCCGCUUCCAGACCAUGAGCAUCCUGCCCAUGGAGCUCUACAAGGAGUUCGCCGAGUACGUCACCAACAACUACCGCAUGCUGUGCGCCGUGCUGGAGCCGGUGCUCAGCGUCAAGAGCAAGGAGGAGGUGGCCUGCGCGCUGGUGCACAUCCUGCAGAGCACCGGCAAGGCCAAGGACUUUCUGUCGGACAUGGCCAUGACGGAGGUGGAUCGUUUCAUGGACCGGGAGCACCUGAUCUUCCGGGAGAACACCUUGGCCACCAAAGCCAUCGAGGAGUACCUGAAGCUCAUCGGCCAGAAAUACCUCAAGGACGCCAUUGGCGAGUUCAUCCGGGCGCUCUACGAGUCGGAGGAAAACUGCGAGGUGGACCCCAUGAAGUGCUCGGCCUCCACUCUGGCCGACCACCAGGCCAACCUGCGCAUGUGCUGCGAGCUGGCGCUCUGCAAGGUGGUCAACUCGCACUGCGUGUUCCCGCGGGAGCUGAAGGAGGUGUUCGCCUCGUGGCGGCUGCGCUGCGCCGAGCGCGGGCGCGAGGACAUCGCCGACCGCCUGAUCAGCGCCUCGCUCUUCCUGCGCUUCCUGUGCCCCGCCGUGAUGUCCCCCAGCCUCUUCGGCCUCAUGCAGGAGUACCCCGACGAGCAGACGGCGCGGACCUCCAUGGACGUGCCCCGCCUGCCGUCCCCGCCGCAGGAGAAGGGCCCUCCGGAGGUGCUGGUCCUGAGCCGCCCGCCGCUCGCCCGCUCCUCGCCCGCCUACUGCACCAGCAGCUCGGACCUCACCGAGCCCGAGGGCGGCCGCGGGGGCGCGCUGGGGGUCGGCAAGAGCGUGUCCAUGCUGGACCUGCAGGACGGACGCGUGGACAGCAUCCCCAGCCUGCCGGCCGAGCUGCUGGCCGGGGGCGCGACCCCCGGGGCCGCCGGCCAGGGUGGGCUGCGACCCGGGCGCCUCUCGCAGGGCAGCGCGUCCAGCCUGGCACCGCCGCGCCUCGGGGUGCCCGAGCCCGGGGCUCCGCAGCUGCGGGUGCCGCUGUCCUUCCAGAACCCUCUCUUCCACCUGGCCGCCGACGGACCCCUGCGCGGCCCCGACGGCGGCGGAGGGAGCGGUGGGAGAGGCGAGGGGGGCGGCGGAGACGGGGGACACUUCGGGGCCGUCGCCCCGCCGCCGCUGCACGGUUACAGCAAGAGCGAGGAGCUGGCGAGCCCUCCCCAAAAACACAUCACGCACAGCCACAGCUACAGCGACGAGUUCGGCCGGCCGGGCGGCGACUUCGGCCGCAGGCAGCUGUCGCUCCAGGACACGCUGGCCCCACCGCAGAUCACCAUCGGGGCUCCCCCGCCGCCCACCCCACGGGGGUCGCGGCCCGGGAAAGGGGCCGGGGGUCCCUCGGCGCUGGGGGUGCCCCAAAAGCCGCGUCCGGCCAGCGGGAACCUGCUGGCAUCGCCCGAGCCCGCCUACGGGCCGGCGCGCUCCCGCCAGCCCUCGCUGGCCAAGGAGGCCUCGGUGGCCGGGAUGAAGCCGCCCGUCACCAAGCAG
Lonchura striata (white-rumped munia) is the source of this 2718-nucleotide messenger RNA. The record is from RefSeq and is a predicted model, not a curated record. NCBI's taxonomy places the organism in Eukaryota, Metazoa, Chordata, Aves, Passeriformes, Estrildidae.